UCAAGACUGCUGGGGUCAGUGGGAUGGAGCUGUCCCUCUGGCUCUGCUGUCUCAGGAUGCCCUUCAUCUCCCACAGGCAUUCGCCAUGGGGUUGGAGCCCCUCGGAGGUAUUUGUGCUCUGAGCCUGUCUCUGAUAAGCGAGGCAGGAGGGUCACUGCCAAGGGCAUUGGCUCAGCUCAGCUGCACUAUCCUGGCCAGUCGCUGUGUCCUCCUGCCAGACACUCUCGCUUGGCUGGGGCAUCCCAUACCCACAGAUGGGGGUGGCAGCUGGGCUUCCUUGGACACUUACAACCUGCCCUUGUACUGAGCCUGCAUCAGGCUGCUCUCAAAUACUGCCUGUCCCCUGGAAGCACUGUGGCAGUAGCACAGAAUCAGGACUGCCAGCUCCUUACACCCGUCGCCAAGCUGCCGUGCAGUGCUGGGCUGGGAAUACUACUCCCAAAACACCCUCAGAGUGACUGCUCCCAGGGAGCCAAAGCCUCAGGGUGCUGACACACUCUGGCACAGUGCUGUCCUUGCAUUUGCUCUACAAACCGUGAAGUUUGGAGCAUCUGGGUGCCAGGAGAGUGCUCAGCUCAUCCAUUCUUGCCCCUACUCCUUCUCCCCAUCUGGGGAGAUGGAACCUACGAUGCCUAUGCCUUGGUGAUGCCAGCACCUUGGCAAUGCCAGCAGCUCAGCAGUGCCUGCACUACAGCCCACACCGGCUCAGGACUGCACUGUGUCACUCACAGUCCAAAUGAGCACAUGUCAGCAAAGAGGGGGAGGCUCCACGGGGGAGGACCCCCGGUACUGCGGGUUCCCUUUCUGGCUGAAGCUGCCCCCGUGGCAGGGCAGGGUGCUGGGCGUGGGUGCUGCCACAUUUCCGCCACGCCCAGGACAGCCCCGGGUUUGGUGCUGUGGUUUGCCCACGUGGUCAGCACCCGGGUGGGUGUCGGGGGUGACUCAGCAGCAGGGCCGAGGUGCAGAGCCACCUCUAACCUGGACCUCGAGAGCAAGAAGGCCGCCCCUGCCAAGCUGCCAUGGCAGCAGCCUGUGAAUGUCUUCCUGGCAGCUGGACGCCCACCAGGCAUGGAGCAGCUGCACCAGGAGGCCCAGCUCAACCUCCAGAGCUUGCUGCAAGAGGAGUAUGAGGAGCAGUACACCGAGAGCAGGGUCACCGGGCAGACCUUCCGUGCUGCUGGUCACCUUCCCCCUGAGACAUCCCCUGAACCAUCACCUCGACCCCCCCCUGCCAAGCGCCUUGAGUUUGUGCUUAUGCCCCCAAGCCAGCGAGCGGCCGAAGAGGAGAGCACCAGCAGCACUGUGCUCGAUGCUCGGCCUCCUGACACCUCCCUGAGCCUCCCCACCAGCCCAGACAAGCAGCACCCCUGGCCCAGGGCCUUCCCCCUGCCCCCAGUGGAGGAAAAGCAGUUGCACCAGCCUGGCUCCAUUCACACCAACAUUGUCCCGAUCAAUGUCUCUGGGCAGCACUUUGCUAGGCACGCGAGUGCUCGUCACUCCCUGUUUAACACAGAGACCGCGAUGAACCCAAAGUCCACCCUGCGGCGUAGACGGACCAUUAUUGGAUUCCCUAACCUGUCCCUGCGAGACCAAGGAAGCACCAACGGCCCCACAUCCAGCACGCACACAGCCAUCGCUGAGUCCCUAUCCUGCAGCUUCGUGCCUGAGACCACGAGUCGGGGGACAACGCCCCAGGAGAUCAGCCCUCGUCCACCCCUCUCAGCCCCACUGAGGAAGACCUUCAGUGACCUCGGGGCCCGCUGUUGCCAGCCACCUACUGCCAUGGAUGGGGCAGCCAACCCUUGUGCCAGUGCCUGCAAUGGGACACAGGGCCCUCCUUUUUCCCCACCCUGGAGCCCCCUGGGGUAUGGGAGCCCCCCCAGCCUCACCACUGGCCCAGGCAAGGGGCCCACCUGCACCUCGCCAGGUGGCUCUAUCCCAUCGCCCAGCCCAGGAUCACCUGCCACCUCCACCUCCUUCUUCAUCGCCACAGAAGAGCGCAUGGGCAGCAAUGGGCCCAGCUUCUUCUCUGGCCCAGUGCCUGCCUCCCCCACCAGCUCUGGGUGCAUCCAAGGAGCCAAGGGGAAUUUCUUGCUGGGAAGCCGAGAGGAGCUGGAGCCAGCAGCAGGGCCGGUGCAGCUGGGGGUGGAGCAGGCAGGAUGCCGGUUCCGUGAGCGGUCACUGUCGGUGCCCACUGACUCGGGGUCCCUCUGCUCUGUGGACAUUGCAUACGCCGAGACCCGGCGGGGCAGCACCAACUAUGCCCUGGGCUACCCCAGCGCCAGCUCCGAGGGCAGCACCAGCACUGACAACGUCUCCCUGGGGCUGGAGCCUGAGGGGCAGCGGCGGCGGCGCUCCAAGAGCAUCUCCCUGAAGAAGGCCAAGAAGAAGCCCUCGCCACCCACACGCAGCGUCUCUUUGAUCAAAGAGGGGCAUGACAGUGACAUGGGGCUCACUGCAGCACUGCCCAAGGACCAGCGGCCCAAGAGUCUGAGCAUCCCACCAGAGCUCCAGGGUCACCGGCUGGUGCAUGCCAACCCCCAGGGGAGUGCAGGCAGGGAGCCCAACAGCACAGCUGCCCCCCAGCAGUGGCAUCUCACGGACUGGAGGGCCAGCAGUGAUCCCUACCAGUCCCUCUCUGGCUCAAGCACAACCACAGGGACCACGGCCAUUGAGUGUGCCAAGACACGGGGCAGCUCUGAGUCCCUCGUGUCCCCUUCAGUCUCCAGGGCCACGACGCCCUCCCAGCUCUCUGCUGAGGUAGACGUCAAGACCUCCUCACCAGGCAGGCCCACAGGGCUGAUGUCCCCAUCCAGCGGGUACUCCAGUCAGUCAGAGACCCCAACCCCCACUGUACCCACCUCCACCAUCCUCGGGCACUCCCCGCACCAGGUGCGUGUGAGGCCCCUGGUCCCUGAGAGAAAAUCCUCUCUGCCCCCCACAUCCCCCAUGGAGAGGAGCCCCAGGGGCAGGCUGUCCUUCGACCUCCCACUGACUCCACCCGCCCACCUCGACCUCUCAGGGCUGAAGAUCUCCCUGAAGGGGAAGACGAAGGUCAGCCGGCACCACUCUGACUCCACCUUUGGCACCAAGCUGGCCCAGAAGACCAGUCUCAUCACACCCAUCAUGCCUGUGGUGACACAGUCGGACUUGCGCUCCGUUCGCCUCCGCUCCAUCAGCCGCUCAGAGCCAGAGGACAAUGCUGAUGGCCCAGAACACAUGGAGGAGCCAGCCCACGUCUCCUGCCCAGGGCUGGAGAGGAAAGUGAAGCCACCUGUGGCAGAGAAGCCACCACUGGCCAGGCGCCCCCCAUGCACCCUGCCCAAGCCUCCAGUUCUGCGGGAGGAGAGUCCCCUGUCCCCCAAAUCCCCACCAGGCACUGCCAGCAAGGAGAAGGGGCUGGCACAGGAUGCUGUCGUGGUGCUGAGGAGAGGGGAGCUGGGGAGGGGUUUGGGGGAGCCCCACUUGUCCCUGACCCCAGUGGGGCCCCGGCGGCUCUCACAGGGCAGCCUGGAUGAGCUGCAGCCAGAGCGGAGCGGUGCCAAGGGGGAGCGCAGGAAGGCCAAGGUGCCGCCACCAGUGCCCAAAAAGCCCAGCGUGCUGCACCUGCCACCCAUGCCAGCCUUGGCACAGCAGGGAGCUGGUGUGGGGGACCUGCCACCCACCCCCAGCCCUAUCAUCACGCUGGACACUGACCCCACCUGCUGCAACCCUGACGCUGAGGAUCCACCAUCCCCCAAGGCUGUGGGCACCACAGGCUGGCAGGCUGCCAGCGAGCCUGCCAGUGAACCUGCCCCUGAGCAAGGCAGCUCAGCAGAAGCUGGCAUGGAGGAGAAGAGCUUUGCCAGCGACAAGACGGCCGAGUCCAUCGUGGAGGAGGAUGAUGAGGUGUUCACAAUGUCCCGCACCACGGAGGAUCUCUUCACAGUGAUCCACAGGUCGAAGAGGAAGGUCUUGGGGCGGAAAGAGCCUGGUGACACCUUCAGCAGCCGACCCACCUCCCACUCACCUGUAAAGACUUCAGGCUCCCCAACUAGCGAAUCCCUGGCAGCAGCGGGCAGCAGCGGGAAGUCUUCCAGCAGGAAUGAGGAUUUUAAAGCCCUGCUCCAGAAGAAGAGCAGCAAAACCAGCCCUGGUACUCGGCCAUCUGCUGCUGAACUGCUCAAGACCACAAACCCACUGGCCCGGAGGGUCAUCACAGAGUUUGCCCCUGAGCUGGACAGUGCAAACAGUCCCAAAAGCCAGCCCUGACCACACAGGGGUCCCUCCAGCUGGAGGGGUGGCGAUGGCUGCAGAGGGAGCGCUGCUGCAAAGGGCUGUCCUGGCUGCUGGGGAGCUCCUGUAUCCUGCUGGCAGGUUCUUAGGCUUUUUUUCCUUAUUUUGAGAGCUGCUGGCAAGAGACAGUGGCUGGAACCCAAGCCCUCAUGACUCUGGGCCCUUCCCUCGAGGGAAGCAGCUGGAAUUGGCCCUGGCUGAGCCAGCUCCUGGGAUUGAAAGCUCCUGCCCAGGAAGCAGACCAGGAUCACAGCCCCCAGUGUUGCCCCAUGCCUGCAGCGAAGCAGCGUGAGACUCUUUGGUCCCUUCGGCAUGUGGUACUUUAAACAGCUUUUCUAAUGCACAGUGGUGGUGAUGUUUGAUUCUCUUCCCUUUGACAUUGUACCUUGAGUUUCCCAUGCAGAGAUACCCUGGCUGAAUUCAGCAGGACACACAGAUGCACUUUGGGAAGACACCAGGGGUUCGGCUGGAUCUGCGGUUGCUUUCGAAGAGUCACAGGAGGAGGUUCCCUGUCAUUGCCCUGAGCAUCCUCCCUGUCACAGGGAACUGGCACCCGGCGUCCGCAGCCAGCACCACCACCUCAGGCCAAACCCCUACCCCUUGAAAGCCCCCAAAAUGCUGCAUUUUGGAGCUCCUCAGCUCUCAGUCCAAAAACAAACCCCCAUGGUUGCCUCCAGUGCCAGACCCCUGGCCUCACUGCACAGGGGUCCAGCAGCCACCCCACUCCCUGCCAGCCCCCGCGCCAGGGGUCCUGCACCCAGCUGCUGGCUGGGGCGAUGGGGGUGCUGUGCCAUGGGAAGGAAGCUCGUCCCCAGCUCUGCCUCCUGCAUCUCCCCGCCAGACUCUGCGACAACUUCCUCUGCUGCCCUAGCCACCAGAGGUCCUGGGAUGGUACCGAGAUGGUGGCUGGAAUCCAGAUGGACAUCAGCUGAGCCACCUCCCUGGUGACUCCUGGAUCCCCUCAGGGUUUCCCACCACUCACCCAUGCCCACUUGCCACCAGGGACCUGAGCAAGGCAAAGAGGGACACAUGCCAUCAGGGCAUGUGCACAGGGCCAUGGAGGAGGGUUUGCAUGUCCUUGGGUGGGAUUUACCCUCCUCACCCCCUCUUGCCCUUCCUGGCCUGGCUCCAGCAUGGGGGCCCAGCAGCCAGUAACAGAGCCAUGGUGUGGGGAGGAAACAAGCUCUGAGCACAAGCACGGCCAUGCGCCCAGAGAAACAGGAAGAGCCAGCCAUGGCUGACAAAGAAACAGUGUUAAGGGCAAUUUCUGCUUGAUUUCUUAAUGUAUUUCCAACACACUCCAGCCCUCCUGUGCUAGUGGGAAGUGGUGCAGUGGGUCCAGGCAGCAGCAGGGCACCACAGUGGUGCUUCAGUGUCCCUCCAAGGGGCCUGGGCUGCUCUGGAGGUCUCUGCCCCACCAGGAGGUCUACAUCCCCGGGCAGCACAGCCCAGGCAAACACUUCCCCAUCCUUAUCCCCACCCUGGAUCUGAUCCCACUGAGGCUCCAGUUGGUUCCCCUCUCUUCUGUCCUGGUACUCACCCAUCUCUCCUUUUCCUCUCCCAGGGCUGCAGAUUUAAGCCUGUAAUUAAGAGCCAGGCUGAGAAACUCAGGAAAAAAAAAAAAAUAAAAAGAAAAAAAAGGAAAAAAAAGCCCCCACAAAAAAAGCUCUAAUGAAUGUCCACAUUUCACCCCCAUCCCAUGGCCCCAGCCAGUGGCAAGGUGCUGGCGCAGGAUGGGGCCAGGGUACAGCUUGGGAAGCUCUGGGGACGGGUACAUUUUGCACAUGACUGCUCAGGAAACCAGGGACAGAGCCGGCAAAAGGGGCUAGGAACAAGCACAGGUCAGGGACCCCCCUGCAACACCCCCAGCACCACUGGCAGCUGGAGCUGCAGGGGAGAAAUGUUCAAGAGGGUCAGAUGGACAGAAAUUGGCCAUGGAAUAGAGAUCGGCUGUGCGAUGGAGAUUGGCCAUGGGAUGGAGAUCCUAAUUUCCCUGGCUGAAGGAACAUGCUCUUCGUGGGGCUCCUCCUGGCUGAAUGCUCGUCCCUGGCCACUCGCUCCCUGCUCCCUCUGGCUGCGGCUGUUCCGCUGGAAGGCAGAAGGCAGUGGGGUCCCGGGAAGAGCCUGGCCAGCAGAACAUCCCUGCCCUGGGGUGGGGGCCGCCAAGGUGCCAACUAUGGAAUGUUGUACUUUUUAUCUCGCCAGCUUGGUAAAGUGCUCCCUGCUGCC
Messenger RNA from Prinia subflava (tawny-flanked prinia), 6504 nucleotides. RefSeq names its product NHS like 2 (gene NHSL2). Lineage: Eukaryota; Metazoa; Chordata; Aves; Passeriformes; Cisticolidae. Bases 646 to 4251 code for a protein of 1201 amino acids. The record is from RefSeq and is a predicted model, not a curated record. Gene Ontology annotation, biological process: cell differentiation. The transcript is spliced from 8 exons.